AUGUUGAUGAUGAGCCCAACUUUGAGGAGUUUAUGGUUCUUGUCCACCACAGUCGUCACUAUUCUUGGACUCUUAGGACAAAACCUCCCCUGCGUUUUGUCUAGCCCACACCGUAUUCUGGUGGAUACAGAUGUCGACACAGACGAUUUAUUCGCUCUACUCUACCUCUUGAAACUCAACAGAUCAGAAUUCGAUCUAGUCGGGAUUACGUUGAGUGCAAAUGCGUGGACAAACGCAGGACACGGAGUGAAUCAUUUGUACGAUUUAUUGCACAUGAUGGGUCGUGAUGAUAUCCCAGUUGGUGUCGGCGGCGAAGGUGGGGUUCUCGCCGACGGUACUAUCCUCUCUGACGUCGGUGGUUAUCUUCCGAUCAUCGAACAGGGGAUGACAACAACAGGAGAGUGUAGAUACAGACAAGCCAUUCCUAAAGGGUCUGGAGGCCUACUUGACAUCGACUCCAAUUAUGGCUUUCGUAAACAGUUUCUUCCUCAGGGGAACAGAAGUUACACUCCCCUUCGACAACCAACGGCACAAAAAGUAAUCACCGACAAAGUUUCCGAAGGUCCAGUCACCGUAAUCCUCAUCGGAUCCCACACGAAUUUCGCUCUCUUCAUGAUGUCAAAUCCUCACCUGAAACAUAACAUCAACCACAUCUACGUCAUGGGAGGAGGAGUACGGUCGCGAAACCCCACCGGCUGCUGUCCGGCGAACUCCACGGCUGCGGAAUGUCAACCUAGACAGUGUGGAAACCGUGGAAACUUGUUCACAGAUUAUACAAGUAAUCCUUACUCUGAAUUCAACAUGUUCGCUGAUCCUUUCGCUGCUUAUCAGGUGUUUCAUUCAGGUGUCCCAGUGACUUUGGUUCCUCUAGAUGCAACCAACACAAUACCUAUCAACAAGAAAUUCUUUGAAACAUUCGAAAACAACCAGAGAACAUACGAAGCUCAAUACACUUUCUUAUCUUUGAAAAUUGCCAGAGACACUUGGUUCGACGAUGAAUUCUACCAGAGCUAUUUCAUGUGGGAUUCUUUUACGGCUGGUGUUGCAGUCUCCAUCAUGAGAAACUCUGGCAAAAAUAACAACAAAAAUGGUGAGAACGAUUUUGCGGAGAUGGAGUAUAUGAACAUAACCGUUGUUACUUCAAACAAACCUUAUGGAAAAUCCGAUGGCUCAAACCCAUUCUUUGAUAAAAGAAGAACUCCAAAAUUUAACCUAACCCUUGGAGGAGUUCACAGUGGUCAUGUUCAGAUGGGUUUGCGAGAUCCAUUCUGCAUACCGAAAAGCGGAAAAGGACGGUGUAAGGAUGGUUACACACAAGAGACCUCUGGGACUGAUUCAGUUCGUGUUCUUGUUGCAACACGAGCUAAACCGAACAUAAACAUCAAAAGUAAACUUGACAGAGAGUUUUACGUUGAUUUCAUGGAAGUUUUGAAUAGACCUGAAGAAACAGGGAGAUAUAACUUUUCAUCACAGUUUCCAUACUACAAAGAAGAAUUGUUCAAGCCAAAUCUUAGCAAAACAAUCCUCGGAAAGCCUGUUGUUUUCGAUAUGGACAUGAGCGCCGGAGAUUUUCUCUCUCUUUUCUACCUCCUCAAAGUUCCGGUUGAGAAAAUCGAUUUGAAAGCCAUUAUCGUGAGCCCAACCGGUUGGGCUAAUGCAGCAACAAUCGAUGUGGUCUACGAUCUACUUCACAUGAUGGGUCGUGACGACAUUCCAGUUGGUCUAGGAGACAUGCUCGCAUUGAACCAAUCCGACCCCAUUUUCCCACCAGUUGGAGAUUGCAAGUACGUCAAGGCUAUUCCACAUGGCUGUGGCGGUUUUCUUGAUUCCGACACACUAUACGGUCUUGCUCGUGACCUCCCGAGAAGCCCUCGAAGAUACUCUGCAGAGAACUCAGUGGCCGAUGGAGCUCCAAGGGAUACUGAUCGGCCUGAACUCCGACAACCUCUGGCACUUGAAGUUUGGCAAAAUCUGACCAAAUCUGGUAAUGGAGUGUCUAAGAUCACUGUACUAACCAAUGGACCAUUGACUAGCUUAGCUAAGAUCAUCUCAUCAGAUAAAAAUUCAUCCUCACUAAUCAAGGAAGUUUACAUCGUGGGAGGACAUAUAAGCCGUGAGAAAUCAGAAAAAGGGAACAUAUUCACGGCUCCUUUGAAUGAACACGCAGAAUUCAAUAUGUUUCUCGAUCCUUUAGCAGCUAAGACAGUUCUUGAAUCCGGUUUAAACAUCACACUCAUCCCUCUAGCAGCACAACGCAAGUUGAGUUCUUUUCAAAUGAUGCUUAAAUAUUCCUCCGCGAAAACACCCGAAGCUCGGUUUGUGAAACGGCUACUUGCGAGACUGCAAGCUCUUCACCAUAAUCACAGGAGAUACACCCACAUAGACAUGUUCUUAGGGGAAAUUCUUGGAGCAGUUUACUUGGGAGGUGAUCACGCUUCGUUGAAGCCGAAACUGCGAGCUGAGUACAUUAAAGUGAUCGCUGAAGAGGAUGAAUCAAAAGAUGGUCAGAUAGUAAUCGAUAAACAGCUCGGAAAACAAAUAAAGAUACUCGAAGGAGUAGAUUUGAGAGGCUGCUACGAGAGUUUUGCUUCUAGACUCGAUGAUAAGAAACAAUCUGCAGUCAUAGGAAGCUUUGAAGAACAAAAGAAGAAAUGGAACUCUCCACCACAAUGA
Molecule: messenger RNA, 2673 nt
Organism: Microthlaspi erraticum
Lineage: Eukaryota; Viridiplantae; Streptophyta; Magnoliopsida; Brassicales; Brassicaceae
Source: the annotation of a GenBank genome assembly